Messenger RNA from Mercenaria mercenaria, 4823 nucleotides. RefSeq names its product plexin-B2-like. Gene Ontology annotation, molecular function: semaphorin receptor activity. The transcript has 7 exons. Gene Ontology annotation, biological process: regulation of GTPase activity; negative regulation of cell adhesion; regulation of cell migration. NCBI's taxonomy places the organism in Eukaryota, Metazoa, Mollusca, Bivalvia, Venerida, Veneridae. Gene Ontology annotation, cellular component: semaphorin receptor complex. The record is from RefSeq and is a predicted model, not a curated record. Bases 1200 to 2300 code for a protein of 366 amino acids.
UGUGAGCACAAUUCAAAACAGACCCGAAGGAUUCGACAUUACUUUUUUAUUGAUGAAGUUAGAAUUCUGUCUCAUUAAAUCCGUUUAGAUGAGGCACCCUAGGAAGAAUGAUAUUGACAGUUUUAUUUUUUGUUUUAUAAUGGUUUACCAAUAGUUUGAUGUUUCUUUUAUCAAAAUAAUGGUAAACUGAAUAAUCUGCAAGCAUUUUGGACAGUGACCAUCACUUUGAAAUGUGUCUCUACUUGAACUUGAGGAAAUACCACAAAUUAUACAAAAUUUAUAAAAAACGGUACGGUAAAAGUAUUUUUAAAAAAAAAAUGCAACACAGUGCCAAACGCGGACAAAUUUAAGAAUAUACCAAGCAAAUGUCAUUUUUUUAAACAUUACUAUAAGGGGCCCAAUACCUUAUUGAAAUAAUUAUUUCAAGUAUUUGCAUAAAAAAAUUUCUUUUUCUUAUAUAUGUCUUUUGUAGCAACUGUUUACAACUUUGACUAUGGGCCGAAACGAGACGAUAUACCGGUAUCGGCCGAACCAAGCCGAGACGGCCGAAAUUUGCCCACGUAUAUCACAAUUACGUAACGCUUGGUUCCCUGAAUAUGCAAGAUGCUCGUUGUUGAUAUCAUACUGAAUGGAAUUCAAUUAUUUAUUUUUAGCACAUCUAAAGAGAUGUGGGCUGGCGGUGUAAUAUAAAAUGACAUUAUAAACAGUUAUGCUUAGACGGCCGAAAUCACCCGAAAUAUAGGCAUCUUACUAUCAAAACAGUCCAACAGCUAUCUCUAGAGAUCUUCAGAAAGAUGUAUAAUGUAUGAAUUAAUCCUUACAAAAAGCCAUUAUUUACAGAAAGGACUUUUACUGAUUUGGUAUAUAAAUUGCUCAUGAAAAGCUGUUUUUGCCCUGAUGCCACAGAAUUCAGAUGUAUAAAGCACUAAAACAAGUUUGUAUGAAUUGAUAUUUAGUGACAGUUUGCUCAUAAGUUUUUGUUUUCAUUGCAUGUGUUUUUUCCACUAUACUGUUUAAAUAAGAUGUUUAGUUAUCAAUACAUGGUAUGGCUGAAUCUUCUAACUAUACUAUUUAGUAAUUGAAUAUAAAAUCAGAAAUGUUUGUUUUGUAAUAUUUUCAGUUUUCGCGGUAAUUUUACCGUGGAAUGCGUUAUACAAAGUUCAUCCAAGAUAUACAAAGUCACUGGAUUACACUAAAAAAUGGAAGACGUGCUUGUUCUCUCUAACCUACCAGUUACCUACAAUUAUGUUACUAAUCCUGUUGUUAAAGCGGUAUCACCACUGACAGGAUUUGUUAGUGGUGGUACUAAGGUCACGGUCAGUGGAAAGUUUCUGGAUAACGCACACUAUUCAUUUAUGCAGACAAUGUACGAAGAGGAAUUGCAGAUGGAGAUUUGCGAAAUAAGAUCAUCAGAGAAAACGUUAUGCAAAGUUCCAGAAGCACCUCGAGCGAUUAAAUACUUAGUACUGGAACAAUUGAAGAGUAUGGAAGUUGCAGCGGGCAUCGGCUUUGACGGUGCAAGACACAAUUUUACAAUAAAGUACUUACAGGAUCCAUUGAUUCACAGUCUUCCCGGGGACGGUAAUGUGGUGACAUUCGAUUCAAAUAGUUAUCAACUAACAAUUAAUGGUGAAUAUCUGAAUCUUGUUGCAACCACCUUGGAUGUAAGUGUCACAAUUGGCGUAGAACCAUGCGCAAUAAUAAACCUGACAUUAGUAUCAAUUGUGUGUAUUGCUCCUGCAACAAAACCGCUACCUGGAAUACCUGGUAUAGAGAAUCCGGAAGUUAAUGUAACAAUUGGUAACAUCCACAAGACAGUUGGAUAUGUACGUUAUAAAGAAGAGGUCAAAACAGUAGUUAUAGUGUUUUCAGUGGUGGGCGCUGUGGCUUUUAUAGCACUAACUGUUUUGGGUAUUGUCCUCAUAUAUCGAAAGUACAGAAAAAUGCAGAACAAAAUUCGAUAUCUUGAAAGAACUCAAGAAUUGAAUCAGACAACAGCUGUUGCUAUGGAAAGCAGGAACAAAACAGCAGCUGCUGUAACAGGCGGUCAAGAAAACACACCAGCCUAUGAAGACAUUUCUGACAACGACAUUGUUACAGACAAUGAAUUGCCCAGGGGGAAUGCGUAUGAAAAAGUGGACGGAUAUCUAGAAUCACGCCCAUACCUUCAGUUAAAUGUAGAAAAUGCACCUCGUGGUAUAGAACACUCGGAAGCGAGUGGUUCAUCAAAAAAAUCUAAACAGCAUGCAUGCUCUGUGGAUAAAGACUAUAUACAUCCUACGAGUGAUUCGAGCUCGUAGUAGCAGUUCCGAGUAAGAGUGGUAUUUCAGCUUGAUUUAAAUGUAGAGUUUGCAAUAGAAUUAUCCACUGUUGUUUGUAUGAUAAAUCUGUACCUUGGUUGUUGAUUUAAUUAAGGCAAUGAAAUAGUUUCAACAAGAAUGAGAGAACAAUUUCAUCAACAAGUAAUAGAAAGAGUAUUGGAACUCGAGGGUAAACGAUAUUAAAUACCUGCACACUUUUAGUUACCGCACCCUGUACUCAGUGUAUACGAUUUACCUGCACCAAAUUUGUUAAGAAAAAACACCGAGCUAUGAUACAAGAGUGAGAAAACUAAUUGAUCAAUAAGAAUGAGAGAACUAAUUUAUAAACAAGAAUGAGAUAAUUAAUCUAUUUACAAGAGUGAGAGAACUAAUGUAUAACAAGAAUAAGAGAACUAAUUUAUUAACAAGAAUGAGAGAACUAACUUAUCAACAAGAAUGAGAGAAGGAACUAAUUUAUCAACAAGAAUGAAAGGACUAAUUUAUCAACAAGAAUGAGAGAACUAAUUUAUCAACAAGAAUGAGAGGACUAAUUUAUCAACAAGAAUGAGACAAUGAACUAAUUUAUCAACAAGAAUGAGAGAACGAACUAAUUUAUCAACAAGAAUGAGAGAACUAAUUCAUAAACAAGAAUGAAAGAACUAGUUUAUCGUCAAGAAUGAGAGAACUAAUUUAUCAACAAGAAUGAGAGAACUAAAUCUUAAACAAGAAUGAAAGAACUAAUUUACCGACAAGAAUGAGAGGACUAAUUUAUCAACAAGAAUGUGAGAACUAAUUUAUCAACAAGAAUGAGAGAACGAACUAAUUUAUCAACAAGAAUGAGAGGACUAAUUUAUCAACAAGAAUGAGAGAACUAAUUUAUCACCAAGAAUGAUAGAACGAACUAAUUUAUCAACAGGAAUGAGAAAACUAAUUCAUAAACAAGAAUGAAAGAACUUAUUUAUCGAUAAGAAUGAAAGAACAGAUUUAUAAACAAGAAUGAGAGAACUUGUCACGCUUUUCAUUAUAAAUUAUAUAAAACAAAAAUUCUAAACGAAUAAUUCAGCAGUGACUUUAUUAACACUAAUAUUGAUGCCUUAAUAAAUACAAUGUAAUCAACUUUUGUAGAUCAAAUAGAAGUAGUUAAUAAAAGAAUUGUUAAACUCAAAGUGUCACGUAUACAAAAUUGAAAGCCACUAGUUCAUAGUUUAGUAAUAAAAUGUUAUUGCUAUCCAAGAAAUGACGUUUGAAGAAGUGUUAUCCGUAUAUAUUUCAUUGUAUGUGUAUCAAAUAAUUAAAACAAAGGCAGAACAAUUUAAUCAAAAGAGGGAAAACAAGAAUUUUAUUACCUAAUUUUUAUCAUGUUUUGUAUAAUAUCGGUUGUUUGCAUAAAUGUUGUUUCUGAUUUCCUAUUAUACUGGUAUCUUUAAUUGUAUUAAAAUCACAACGUUUUAUGCCUUUUCAAUGACCUACAAUCAGUUCAUUGGGAAAGUUGAAAAGUUAAUAGGUAUAUUAUUAAGUCUUUGAAUUAAAAUGGAGGUAACUAAAUCCGAAAGAAUAGUUAUUAUGACUGUUUCAAAUCGAUUACAAAUGGAAUUCAGCAAGUAAAUGAAAAUAUAAUAUUUAAUGUUUUGCAACUGUUAUAUGAUCUCUUAUAAGUACAGAAAAGAUUACUUUGAAUUUCUCUCUCAGCAAUGUGGUGUUGACAUUUUUCAGAUUGUAUUUCAUCGUACUUGGUUAACUUGGUGCACACUUGAAGUUUGUCAUUGCAAAAUGCAUAUAAUUUGUUUUAGUUUACAUUGCAAGAUAUAAAACAGUUAUAACUUGUUAUCAAAAUACAUAUAUAUUUAUAUUUUCAGUAAUUGUGUUUACUAAUAAAAUCUGUAAAAAAUCUGUACUAAACUCCGUUAAUGUAUAUAGUGUAUUUACAAUAGUUUUGUUAUGUCAGGUCCAUAAAAUGUCUUGAAAGUACUUAGAAAUUAUAUUUUAACAUGAAAAACAAUGUGUAUUGCAAAAAAGAACAUUAGACGCUAUGUUUACAAAUAUGUCAUGUUUUAGAAUACAGUGUAGUUCUUUUCAAAUAAUUUAUAUAAUUUGUAAUUCAAUUAAAAUAACAACGAAAAAGAAUGAAAACAUUCCAAGAACAUGAAACCCUACAGAAGAGUAUGUAAGAAUGUGUAUAAAUUGCUGACACAGAAAUAUAUAGACAAAGCGAAAUCGAUAGGUAAUAAGGACAAGGAACGCAAUGACAGCAAAUGUUUGGACAAAACAGUAGCUUAAUACGGCUUUUAUAGAAUUGAAACUGGUUUAUUUUGCGCCUCAGACUUUGGUCUUAUCUCCACCAUGUUGAAAAGUCACAGGACAAUGUAAACAAGUAAACAAACUAUUUCCAUCAAAUACAGUCCUCAUACUGGAAGGUGACCCUAAUUAUCUUAACUGCAGUGUAACCUAACGAUCUGAUAUAUGUCAAUGAUGUAUAUACACUAUUCCUGUUGUACAUACACUAUAUUAUUACACCUAAUGUUU